UGUUCGAUUACCAUGAACGACAUGUCUUGAUCAGGUUAGAAAAUAAUUGUGAUAUCAGACAAGUCGCGUGUAAACCAAAUUUUAGACGAAUGUAAAAAACUAAAGUAUAUGCCCGAUCUCGCGUCCUAAGAUCAAUAAAAAUCGACGGGACAAAUACCAAAAUCCAAAUGCCUCUCAUAUCGAGGAAUUGUCCUCACAUCGUCAAUCGUGGUGAUCUCGCAUUUAUAGAGACCGUUCUGUCUCAAAAGGAAGGAUUUGCAAAAUGUAGCGAAUGUAAUACUGGUGGGCUUAAUUUAUGGCUAUGCUUGUUUCCUGAUUGCCGUUGGAUCGGAUGUGCGGAGACACACUUAGAUCAUAGCACUGUACACAACCAAAAAUUUCCAACUCAUUGUGCUCAUAUGAAUCUUUCAACGAAUCGUAUAUGGUGUUAUGCAUGUAAAAGAGAAGUUAUAACUAGGCAUAUACCAUCACCGCCAUUGUCACCCACACAGGUGGAUAUUAAAACACAAAGUAACAAGUUUUCUGGUGAUGCACCUGGUAAUGUGGAUUGCAAAACGGAUGAUCUUAAUAGACUCAUAUUGGAUAAGUUCUAUGGUGAACUCAUAAAUCGAGUUAAUUAUGAAAAAGAUGGCAUGACUAAUGAAAAGUCUGGAGAUUCACCAGACAGUACAGAUUCAGAUGAAAGUAAAGAUUUCUCUGGGAAACCAAGAGGACUUGUUGGUCUUCAAAAUAUUGGCAAUACGUGCUACAUGAAUGCUGCACUACAAGCUUUAUCAAAUGUACUUCCUUUGACUCAAUUCUUUCUGGAUUGCGGUCAUAUGGUUAGCUAUAUGUGCAAAGAUAGGAAACCUGGUCUAAGCUUAAGUUACCUAAAUCUUAUUCGAGACAUGUGGAAUAGGAGGACAAGAGGAUAUGUUGUACCACAUGGAAUAUUAUCUGGGAUUCGGACAGUUCAUCCAAUGUUUAGAGGAUAUCAUCAGCAUGAUACUCAAGAAUUUUUGAGGUGUUUUAUGGAUCAGUUGCACGAAGAAUUGAAGGAACAUAGCGAAGAUGAUCACGAUAGUGCAUUAAGAUUAAAGGGGCUUGGGGAACAGUCAUCAGACGAGGAGGAAACUGAAAUUGAUGGAAAUGGUUCUAGCCAGUCUGAUGCUGAAUAUGAAACCUGUGAUUCCGGAGUAAGCGAACAGAGCUCCCUUAGCGACGAAGGUGAACGUGGUACAAAAAGAAGGUAUUCCCGGGUGUCUCAGUCGGAAAAGCUGAGAAGUAAAUUUACAAACAGAAGUAUAAAAAAGACCGUUGAUCAACCAUUCUCUCAACCGCAAAGGUCAACACAAAACUCACCUAUCAAAUACAAAACCAAAAAACAAAUGAAAACUCGAAGUAUCAUUAGUGAUAUAUUCGAUGGUAAACUUUUAAGUAGUGUACAAUGUCUUACUUGUGAUAGAAUUUCGACAAGAGUAGAAACUUUUCAAGAUUUAUCAUUGCCCAUUCCAAGCAGAGAUCACAUUGAUAUGUUGCAUCAAGGAUCUCUCACUCCGCAAAUAGCAGGACCAUGUUCAGAUGUUGUAUAUGUAACAAAUCAGUCUGGCUGGCUUUCUUGGUUUUUGCAAUGGAUGAGAUCUUGGUUCUGGGGGCCAGUUGUCAGUCUUCAUGACUGCCUUUCUGCAUUUUUUAGCGCGGAUGAACUUAAAGGGGAUAAUAUGUACAGUUGUGAAAAGUGUAAUAAGCUGCGCAACGGAAUUAAAUUUUCCAAAGUGUUGGAACUGCCAGAAGUACUAUGUGUUCACUUGAAAAGGUUUCGUCACGAAUUGAUGUUUAGUUCAAAGAUAGCAAAUUAUGUUUCGUUUCCAUUAGAAGGACUAGAUAUGCGACCAUACUUGCACAAAGAGUGCGUUUCUAAAGUAACGAUGUACGAUUUGAUAUCGGUAAUUUGUCAUCAUGGAACGGCUGGUGGUGGUCAUUAUACCUGUUAUGCAUUAAAUCCUAUAGUUAAUAAAUGGUUUGAGUUCGACGAUCAAUGCGUUACAGAAGUAUCGCCGGAAACUGUAAAGCACUGCGAGGCUUAUGUAUUGUUCUACAAGAAAUGGUCGCCGGAAAUGUUACAGUUACGCGAUAAAAGUAUGGAGUUGAUGGAAAUAUCAUCUCGACAGUUAUCCGAUUUAAAUUUCUUCGUAUCACGGCAAUGGAUAAAUCGGUUUAACACGUUCUCGGAACCAGGACCCAUAGACAACUCCGAUUUUCUUUGUCCACAUGGCGGUAUUAAUCCUGUUAGAGCACAAUUUGUAGAUAAACUUAGUAUGCCCAUUCCACAAGCAGUUUGGGAAUAUUUAUACAAUACAUUUGGAGGGGGUCCAGCAUGUACACAUUUAUACGAAUGUCCGAUUUGUGAAGAGAAGUACGAAUCGCUACAGAAAAGAAGGCAAUACGAAAUGGAAGUAUUUCAAAGGCUAAAUCACAAUGCUGAUAAUCCUACUGCUAUUUAUGGAUUAGCUAUGGCUUGGUUACGGCAAUGGCAAAGUUUUGUGAGGGGUAAAGAGACUCAACCACCUGGACCUAUUGAUAAUAAUUCUAUUAUAGUAAAUAAAAAUGGUCAGAACAUCCUUAAAGUGGGUUCGGAUUACGGACAAAUACCAGAAGAACUUUGGCAGUUUUUCUUACAAACGUAUGACGGAGGACCAGAAUUAAUGUUGCAUUCAUGUCAAAGACCUGUUUCUGCUCAAUCAAACGUGUUACAUUCCACUUCAAAUUCAAAUCUAGAUCAGAAUUUCAAAUCCAGUCGCACAGAGACUAAAUCCAAUAAACUGUGUAUGACCAGGAGUUCUGAAACGAUUUCGCAACAAGACAGUGCUAUUGAAAGUUUAACUUCAGAUAGUGAUUCCCAUCAAACUCAAAGGGAUAUCAGUGAGUAAAGCAAUUGCUUCAAUAUCCCCAUAGCUGUGUAUACAAAUUAACAUUUCCACGUUGGACGUUACAGUUACAAUUGAUAUACUUUAUGUAAAAAAAAAAAUCAACUUUUAACUGUUAUGUCCUAAUUGUCUUACAGAUUAUAAUUAGAUUUGUAAAACAAAAAUAUCUUCUUCGAUAAUACCACUCACACUAUUUGUACAGUAUGUAGUAUUACUUGUACGAUAUUGUGGAGCAUUAUCAAACGAAAAUUUUAAGCAAUUUCUGUGAAUCUUGUGACAUUCUCUUGUGUGUUCUGUUUAUCACUGUAUGCAAUUAAAUGUAAAUUUGUGGGUGUUAUGUGUACUUGGUGGGCAGUUAGUUAGUACAAAAUUUGGUACAUACGACUGUAUUAUUUAAAGACAAAUAUUUAGCUAUGAUUGUGUGUCAUUCCUGCAUAUAUAAAACGUUUAAACAUCGUUCAAAAUUACAUAUUUCCUGGUUUAUACGCAUUCGUUUAAUAAAGCAAAACCAUAUACAUACACAUAUACAUAUGUAUAAGCGGAAGACUGAAAAGUAAAUCGACUUGAUUUAGCAAAAGUUUUAGUUCACGUUGGAAAAAGCAUAACUAACGUGAUUUAAAACUACAAUAAAAGUUUAUAAAAUGUCAGUACUACAUUCAAGCUUUGUAUUGUAGGAUGCGCUAAUGGUAAAUUCGAAAACUUCUACUGUAACCAUGAUAUUGUAAUUAACUUAUAAAUGCAUUAAUAUUGUACAUCUUUGAGGUAGAAGUUAUAUAGAAAAGAAUUUUUCGUUUUGAUCUCACGGCCUUCUAUCGUUACCAGAAUUAUUAAAUUCAAUUGUUAGUGUUUAUUUUGUAUACAAUAUUCUAACGACGUAUUCGUAUUGUACGCGUGAAACGCUGGUUUGAAUGUCGCUAUAAUUUUCAUUAAAAACGCAGGGACGCAAACGAUUGUAUAGUUAAUAAUAUCAAUGAUCACUGUGAAGAAUAACAUACCUAAGAUAAAUAAUAAACAGAUUGGUUUCUUUAUUUAUUCAAAUCGACGCUGGUCUUUAUUGAUACCUUCGAAUAUUAUAUUAUAAAUUCACUUCAUACACGAAGGAUAUUCGUGUUACUUCUCAACGCUAUUAUAAAAAUCUUCUUACUUGAAAUUUAUCGAUGCUUUUUUAUCUGUAAUAUUAGCAUAUUAAAUUUCACCGCUAUCUGUUACUGUUUUGGAAUGCACAAUGAACGUUUUAUCGACUUUUGUUAUCUGGUAUUACGUUCCCAAGCAUUGAUUAUCGCGUUUAUUCGUAGUAAGCGUUCAUAUUACAAAUUCUAAGUAAAGUAUAAGAUACAAACAUAAGAUAUAAGGUACAAAACUCAAAUAUUCCUUAUUUAAAACGCGAAUUAUUCAUGAACUUGCUAACAGUCGGAGUUUAAAGAUUUUAUGUACUGGAUGUUUUCAGUUUUAACGCACAAAACAUUUAGAGGUAUGGAAAAUUAAAAGAAAGUCGAAAAUAGAUUGAAUGUAACAAUCUAAUAGUGACAAACAUGUAUGGGAAUUUUCAAAGAGACGAAAAAUUGAAAUUUAAAUUAAAUAUUGAUUGUGGAAUGACAAAUUUAAUAGUUUCUUAUUUGAAAGAAAUGAAUGAAUUAUUUAAAGAAUGUUUAAAAUUAUUUUAAACAAAGUAUGAAAUUAAUUUACGAAUGUAUGCAAAAACCGAGGGUCGAAAAUGUUCGGAAUAAAUACACGUGUCUGCCGUUUAAAAUUGUAUGCUUUACGAUUCAAUCGAUUUUUGUAUAUAAAAUGUGAACAUAGGAGAGAGUUUAGAAUAUCUUUAUUUAAUCUGUAACAACAAUGUAACCAGCAUUUCAUUAGUAAUAAGUAAAUGAAACAAAGUUUAGUACUAUGUAGUUGGCUGUAAAAAUUGUACAGUUAAAAUUAGAUAUAUUUGUAUCAUAAAAAGUAAUAUACAUAUAUUGUUUAUAUCAUUAUUUUUUAGGUAAGUCACGAUUAAUUUUCGUACAUCUCACUCUCGAGAAACAAAUUUCACGAAAGUUGUGCAAAAUUCUGAUGCCAAAAAAGAAAUUACAUUUAAUUGAAAUCAUAUUAUUUACAAAAUUAUACCUAGUCAUACCAAUAUUAAUCCCAGACCUACACACGUUUCCAUAAACAUUUCUUCUCGUUUUGCGCGCCUCGAUUCCGUAACAAAUGUUCGUUAAAAUGCAAAAUCGCCUGUAUUUAUGUUACAAAUCGUAACACCCGUAAGAUAGAUUUAUAAAUAUUUUAUAAACACAAAGAGACAUUGUAAAUAAAUUAAAAUUAAUCUUUUAUAACUCGCUGUAACUUUGGCGUUAUAUGCUAUACGCAUGUGCAAAUGUAAAAAUGUUUUGUCAUAAUCCGUUACAACAUUUUCAAUGUUCGUCAAUGUUCAAUUUUCAAACAAAACGAAAAAUUUGAGUUAUGGAGGGUUGAAGACUAGGAAGAGGUAUUUUAAUACUGUGCCAGGAAUCUGGAAAUGUAUACUAACGUUUUAGCUGAAACACAUGAAUCUAUAAAAACAAAGAAAAUACUAUUGUACAUUGUUAAUCCUUAUUUCAUACCUGUAUUUUCAAACGUUUUACUUUAAAUUUUUAUUCGGACGAGAUAUUAAUUUUUGAAAUUAACCAGUUGAUUCCAAAUGAAAAGACUUCAGUGAUGUUCGUAAUGCUUUUCACGAUAGUAAUUCUAUUAGUUAUUAGUUUACUCGACACGAAAUCGUAACUAAUAUUUUUUAUCAUGAAUGGCUUAAUACUUUUGCGUUGGUUACGAAGAUAUUUUAUUGGG
Colletes gigas is the source of this 5714-nucleotide messenger RNA. It is a transcript of the gene Usp20-33, whose product is annotated as ubiquitin carboxyl-terminal hydrolase 20. NCBI's taxonomy places the organism in Eukaryota, Metazoa, Arthropoda, Insecta, Hymenoptera, Colletidae. The coding region runs from base 168 to 2909 and encodes 913 amino acids. Gene Ontology annotation, biological process: protein deubiquitination. Gene Ontology annotation, molecular function: zinc ion binding; cysteine-type deubiquitinase activity. The record is from RefSeq and is a predicted model, not a curated record. The transcript is spliced from 4 exons.